Molecule: messenger RNA, 3886 nt
Organism: Amaranthus tricolor (Joseph's coat)
Lineage: Eukaryota; Viridiplantae; Streptophyta; Magnoliopsida; Caryophyllales; Amaranthaceae
Exons: 9
Coding region: 935-3250 (771 amino acids)
Molecular function (GO): metal ion binding; phosphoprotein phosphatase activity
Source: RefSeq, a predicted model, not a curated record
UGUACACCUGAAUCUGAAUGUGAUUGUGAAACGGCUCAAAUCAACAAUUUUGGAAAUCCCCCCAUCUACGCCCUCUCUAGUCUCUGCCGUCAUAAUUCAAUUACCAAUUCCAUAUCCCAUUCUGAACAUUUUUCCCGCUAACCUUUUUCUCUUUUUCCUGCUCAAAUUUCUCAGUGUUCAUAGCAUUGAAGUUUCGGCUUGAUUUCAGUAAGUUUUGCUUUAUUGAUUGCGUCGUGCUGUGCUUAUCCUGGCAGAUUUUCAAUGAUUCAAAUAAAUGCAACCUAAUUGCAUUGAAUCAAUAUUUGAAUACAUCACUCUUGAUUGGACAAUUGAAUCCCUUGUUUGAAAUGAAAUUUAAAUUGCCAAAUGCAACCUGAAUUAAUGCUUACAAGGAAGUUGCGUUGAAGCUAAACGGGAAGAAUUGGAUGACUGGGAAUUAGAUGUUUAUGUUGCACUGAUAUUAGUAAGGAGAUUAUAAAGGGCAUUAAGAGCAUGUUGGUUUCGCAGUUGUUUUCCAGCCAUUGUAUGCUUAUAUGGCGGAAGAUAAUGUCGCUGGACUUUAGAACUCAUAUUUAACACAUGUUAUGUAUCCUAGUGUUGGUUUUAUAUUGGGCAUGGAAAUCCUUAUUUUAGUUGAGAAGUCGGUGGCAAACUGUCCUCGGGUCGAGUGUCAAGGAUCGUAGAUGGGUACUAAUUAAUAUGAAGAGUUAAAUCAUUGAAGUGCAAAACUGUGUUUGUAAUGCAUUUCAAACCAUUCAUAUCGAAACGGCUGGAUACUGGAUUGUGGGAAUUUGGACUUUUUUCAAAGCUCAUAGCAUGCUGGUUAGAAGGUGAAAGGAGUCAUUAAGUUUCUACUGGCUGGAUAUAGGAAAUAGAUUGUUAGAUGAGUACACUCUUGAAAUAGAGCAGGAAUCGGCUACUAAGAAAAUCUAGGAUGGAGCAGAAUGUCACUAAAAGAUCUUUAUUUCAACAGCAACACUUUGGUACACUGAACGGCAGUGGUGCUCAUGUUGAAGAGGGUCCAUCAGAAAGAGGGUGUCCCAGGAGUUGGACAGUUAGUGAUGCUUUGAGGCAAGAGAAGGCUCAAAUUCCCACAACUCGUGACAACUUUCGAGGCACAUGUGCCUGGGGAGCAUCCCGUAAAUAUGAGCAUUCUAAUUCUGUUGAACAUGAUGGAGCCAGGUUCUAUCAGAAUGGGUGUGGAAGGGUCGCUGCUGUUCCAAAUCCAGGAAACUCCCAAUAUGGAGAAAAUCAAGAUAUGGAUUUUACAACUGGGUUUUCAUCUGAUGGCUUCAGGAGCAGCACUCCUCGCUGCAAAUUUCAGAGGGGGUUGUAUUUGCACCCUGAAUCUAUUAGGUAUGAUAGACCCACAUAUGAUUCAAGAGUAGGACAUCAAGUAGAUGGAGCUGUUGGAGUUUCUGGUUUCGGUGAAGGAAUCAGGAACAACACUUCAGGACAACGCCGCAUCAGAUCACCUUGUCGCAAUUUCCUCCGAGGUCAAUGCAAUUUUGGAUCAUGUUGCAAAUUGUGGCACCCAGUAAAUUCAUAUGUUGGUUCCAGGUGUGAUUUCAGUUCUCAACACCAUCAAAGAGUUGCAGAUCCUUUAAAUAAUCCAGGGUGUGGUGAGGGUCAUCGAGAUGUCACUUUGAGAACAUCUCAAGGGCAUUAUGAAUCUAAUAUGCACAAUCAUUCGAGGAACAUGGGUUUUUCCGGAGAACCCAGUUGGAGAUUACCUGGCGGUAAUUUUCUCAGUAGCACAUGUUAUAGUGAACAGUCUUAUUUGCAUUUGCAGCCUGUUGCUGUACGAGAGGUAUGUCUACAAUUUACCAAGGGCAGGUGCACCUUUGGUGCUUCAUGCAGAUAUCUUCAUGGAUACCCUGUCUAUGCUAGUACUGAUAGGAUUAACAAGCCCACAGAGGCUGCUGGAGAUUACUGGAAUUCUGCAUUUGUAAAUCAAUAUACGAAUACAGUGAUUACUCGAGAAAAUCAAGGUGUCAAGAACUCUGAUAAUUUGUCAGGUGAAAGCAAGAAUACUGUAAGCUGUGACAAGGAAAGCAAAGGGUUGUCUGUAAACAAUGCUAUAGAAUUGGACAUUCUUGAUCAGAAUGCUGAUUUGACUAAAUUAGAAACGGAUGGAAAUGCUAAUGUGACUAGCAAUUUGGUUUGCAAGAGCGAUGAACAUACUGCAGAACUGAUGCCAGUGAUAAAUACCUGUUGUAGCAAAAAGAAGAGAAAAUGGGGUCACGAAGUAGGUUAUCAUGAAGAUGACAUGAAGGAAUUUUCUAAUGCCCCCAAACAUAAGAUGCCAAAUUCUUUGAGUAACAACAAUAUUCUCUCUGUAUCUUGCAUUCCAAUUGAUAUAAAGACAAAUGCAUCUACAAAUAAUGAUUUGGAGAAUAUGCUCAUGUAUGACCAUCCAACCAAUCCACUAGAAAAUGGAAUGACUAAUGGAAUUUGCAAAAUAGUGGAGUCUGCACAAGCUACUACAGAAGAUGACACUUCACUUGUUGGUAAUAUUGAUAAUCACUCAUUGCAAGCAUUACAAGUUAUACCAAAACCAAUUCUACCCCUUUCUAGAAGAAAGCUUCUUGUCCUUGAUUUGAAUGGGAUAUUGGUUGAUAUUGUUGCAUCAUGUCAUUUUAAAUAUAAGCCAGACAUAACUGUUGCAUCUAAAGGAGUCUUCAAACGGCCUUUCUGUGAUGAUUUUUUACAGUUCUGCUUUGAAAAAUUCGAUGUGGGUAUUUGGUCAUCAAGAACCAAGAAAAAUUUGACAUUAGUAGUGAACUUUCUUUUGAAAGAUAAACAGAAAAGAUUACGUUUUUGCUGGGAUCAGUCUCAUUGUACUGGUACAAGGUACAAAACUCUCGAAAAUAGGAAAAAGCCUCUUGUUCUAAAGGAACUUAAAUAUCUAUGGGAUAACGUGAGGAAAGGUCUUCCUUGGAAAAAGGGGUUUUACAAUGAAACCAAUACUGUAUUAUUGGAUGAUUCACCAUACAAGGCUUUACGAAAUCCUCUCUACACAGCAAUAUUUCCAUAUCCGUACUCAUUCAAGGAUGCUCGAGACAAAUCACUAGGACCUGGUGGUGAUCUUCGAACGUAUCUUGAAAGGCUGGCAGAAGCUGAGGAUGUCCAAAAAUUUAUUCAGGAAAAUCCAUUUGGUCAAAAGCCUAUCACCGAGGAAAACCCGUCUUGGACCUUUUAUGCAAAAAUUGUUGGAGCUUAUGAUGCAAACAAAAAAAGAAAGUGCUAAUACAACUACUCCUGUUUCAUUGCACUGUUGAGGAGGUUGUCGUCUCUAACCACCGCUUGUGGAUGCAGAAUGCUUGAAAAGCUAGAUUCUUUGUUAAUUUGCUGAAAAUGCUACAGCUUCAAACAAGGACCAACCAGGAUUUUCAAUUAGGGGUUAGAUAAAUAUGAUAACAAAUUAUUUGUAUAAAAAUUACUUUAAAUUAUAAAAAUUUUAAUAUCAUAUAAAUUGAAGUGAACUUAAUGAUAGCAAAAAAAAUCAUUUUCAUUAUGUGGAGUUAAAGCUUUUCUAUUAUCAUGGCUUUUGGAAAUAUAAGAUCAAGUCUAUUUGACUUUUUAUGGCCUAGUAAGUUUGAAAACUAAACAUUAUUAAAAUUAAAAUAGAAAAGUAUAAAAAAAUUAAAUAGGAGUAUAAAAUUAUGAAAGAAAAGAGAAUUUAAAUGUCUGAUCUAAUCAUUGAGCUAUAAUUGUUAUUGUGAAUAUUUUUUAUUCACUUUGGGUUAAAGCUAAAAAAAUCCUGGAUUGCGAAAGAUUGAAAUAAAUAAGAUUAUUUAGCAUUUUAAUUCCAAGUAUAAGAUUGGGAUAAACUUAUGUCCCAAAAUAAGCUUCCGUACGUCCAAGCCUAGCCUCGGGUAAGUUG